GCGAUGCGGUACGGAGCUCAAUUUGGCCUCUGCGUGCCUCGCGAUUGCGUCACACUAGCCGUACAGCGGCUCCGACCACAUUUUCAGAUCAAGCAUAAAUUAUCUUACUGUUACGAGAGUUCGUUCUUAGAGUCAGAAGGGGUAGCAGAGUAGCGUUUUCAAUAAGAUUUUUGUUGAAUCGGAGGUUUUUUCAGUCGACAUUGCUGUCCUAAUCGAUGGCGCCUAGGCAGCUGAAAACAUGUGCUCAGAAUGCCAUUCUGCAUGAUGUGAUGGGAAUAUCGCUCCACUUUGUAUUUUUCCCCAAGGACGGCUGAAAGAUUUGGAUAGGCUAUGAUUUUCUGCUAAACGAAUGGCGUUGCUUGUUGUGUAAAAUUGGAUUAUGAAACGAUGCCUCUUUCUUGCUGACCUGACUCACUGUCCCUCUGGACUGUUUAGAUUUUGUCUUUCAUUUUCACAAAAGGUCUUUGCUCCACAUGCAAAUCUCGAACGACAAAUGUGCACAAUACGGAAUGAUAUAGGGCUGAACGGGUGACGUCAGUUUAGUGUGCUCAGACUGUAGAUUCUGGUCCCAUGGAUGUGACUCGACGGGAAUACUGUAGUGAUUUGCCAUUCCAGCCCGAGCGCGUCCUACUAACGGAAUCAUGAUGCCCAGAGGUUUACGGAGACUCGUGCACCUGGUGCUGUUUUGCCCUAUGUCGAAGGGGCUGCAGAGUCGUCUCCCGGCGUUAAAGGUGAAGUACCUGCUGCUGGCCUGGCUGGGGAUCCUGGUGGCCAGCUGGGUCCUCUACAUGCAGUACGCCUCCUACUCAGAGCUCUGCCGAGGACAUGUCUGCCACAUGGUCAUCUGUGACCACUACAGGAGAGGCAUUAUCUCAGGGUCGUCCUGCAAGGCCCUGUGUGAGGAGAGGAGCCUGACCCUGCAGCGAUGCAAGUCCACCUCCUCCACACACCAAAUGUACAGUGGUCUGUGGAAGGACAGGCCUGUGGUGAUAAAGUGUGGUCUGGAAGAGCCUCUGAAGGGGGACGGGGCUCCUGACUCUGUACUGAGACAGGAAAUGACCCUGUUUGACAAGCCCACCCGCGGGACCUCCAUGGAUGAGUUCAGAGAGAUGUUGCACAGCUUUCUCAAGUCUAACCUGGGAGAGCAGCCUUCUCUCACCACCUUGGUGGGCCGUGUGAUCAUCCUGGCCGAUGUCAACAAGGAUGGCAAGGUGUCCCUGGCGGAAGCCAAGUCUGUGUGGGCUCUCCUCCAGAUCAACGAGUUCCUUCUGAUGGUAGCCCUGCAGGAGAAGGAGCAUACCCCUAAACUGCUGGGCUUCUGCGGGGACCUGUACGUGACUGAGCACGUGGGCCACAGCUCCCUCUACAGACUGGAGGUGCCCAGCUACCUGCAGGCAUUAGUCCCGGAGGCCCUGAGCUCCAGCCUGAACCAGUGGUUGGCCCCGGCGUGGCCCCGGAGGGCCCGCAUCACCAUCGGCCUGCUGGAGUUCGUAGAGGAGGUGUUCCACGGGGCCUACGGCAGCUUCCUGAUGUGUGACGCCAGCCCGCGCCACGUGGGGUACAACUUCAAGUAUGACUGCAAGAUGGCAGACCUGCGCAGCGUGGCAUCCGAGAUGGCGGUCCGCGGGUUCCUGCGGGGGCGUCGCUGCGAGACCAACGCUGACUGCACCUUCGGGCGUGACUGCACUGCCACCUGCGAUCGGUUGGUGAAGCAGUGUAACACAGAGGUGGUCCAGCCCAACCUGGCCAAGGUGUGUGUGCUGCUACAGGACUAUCUGCUGUCCGGGGCACCCCAGGACCUCCGCAUAGACCUGGAGAAGCAGCUCCGUACCUGUGUGACGCUCAGCGGCCUGGCCAGCCAAAUGGAGGUGCACCACUCGCUGGUCCUCAACAACCUCAAGACCCUGCUAUGGAAGACCAUCUCCAACACACAGUACUCCUGAGGACCAUCUGAGGACCACAGAAGAGAUGCUGGGAGCCAUAAGUAGGCCUGGCUUGUAUUAAUUUGGCACCAAAUAGAGGAAAAUGGAUUGAAACGAAUGGACAACCCAAAGUUGUCCAGUAAGAAAUGCAAAUGUUAACUGUUACAAAAUAAUUUUCUACGGUAUGCCCUAAUGAAUACAACCGUCAUUUUUCCUUAGUCCGAACUCAACCAGGAAAAGAACGCCAGGACCUACCCAUAAGAGUGAAGCAGGUCCAAACUCUAACCUUUUCAUUUACCCUAGAGGUACUUGUACUCACUGAAUAGGUAAUAUGAGGGACUGACUGCCAUUGCAGCUAAGGAAAAUGUUACCUCUUCCCCUCCUACCCUACUUUUUUGGGGCCGUUACAAGACAUGCCAAAAGCUUGAGUAAAACAGACUAGUAAAUCACUGACUGAAAGUGAAACUGAAUUGCGAUCAGAUGGAUUAUGAUUUAAAAGUACAGGCAAGUUUAUUUUUAUGGAAGGAUUCUUUAUUUUGUGAUGCAGGUGUAUUCUCAGGGCCUUGCCUGUGUAAUGGUAAUUUAUUAACUGUACAGUAUUGUACUUUAAAGAGUAGUUAUUCAGUGUAUCACUUCUAUCAGGGAAUGUCAAUGUAGAGGUGUAGUGCCAUGAAAAUAUUGGAGUGAUGUAACAUUAUGUGGAAAAAUGACUAUUUUAUCUUUGUGUGAAUGAUCCAUCAGACAAGGUCAAAUGAGAUGGAAACAUGGAGAGCUCACUUUGGCGCUUUUGUGAUAGAUCGUAACCAAUCUGUAUUGCUCAGAUAAAUUAAAAAAAGAACUACAAACGAUGGCAAUUUUCUAGACUAAAGAAAUCGAAGUAUCAGUAUUUUAUGAAUUAUACAACGGGUGGGUCUAAUCCUGAAUGCUGAUUGGUUAAAACCGCAUUCCAGCCGGUGUCUAUUCCACAAGAUAACACUGGCUAAAUUAUUACGUUAAAAUGCCUAUUUACUCUGUUCCAUCUGAUUCCGCAAUCCACUGUCACAUCAGCCCAGCCAAGCAAUUU
Molecule: messenger RNA, 2985 nt
Organism: Coregonus clupeaformis (lake whitefish)
Lineage: Eukaryota; Metazoa; Chordata; Actinopteri; Salmoniformes; Salmonidae
Product: divergent protein kinase domain 1B
Exons: 7
Coding region: 642-1943 (433 amino acids)
Source: RefSeq, a predicted model, not a curated record